AUGCUCCUUGAAAUCUUCCAAAAGGACUUCGCUGGGUGGGGCAUUCAUACCUUCGCCAUAUUCUACCCACCAAUUCUUAGAAGAUUCAAGACAUUCCUCAUGCCAAGAGGAAUAUAUGUGGGAUGUGAGGCCAACAAACGAUCGACCAUCGCAUAG
Blumeria graminis f. sp. triticale is the source of this 156-nucleotide messenger RNA. The record is from the annotation of a GenBank genome assembly. NCBI's taxonomy places the organism in Eukaryota, Fungi, Ascomycota, Leotiomycetes, Helotiales, Erysiphaceae.